Messenger RNA from Drosophila arizonae, 2185 nucleotides. RefSeq lists its product as uncharacterized. NCBI's taxonomy places the organism in Eukaryota, Metazoa, Arthropoda, Insecta, Diptera, Drosophilidae. The record is from RefSeq and is a predicted model, not a curated record.
UACAAUAAAUCACUGUUGUCAUGUAUAAACACACGGUCAAAUCAAAACUGUCCCAGGCACGCAGCACGCCACCUGUGUCCACUGCCACGCCUCAAAAGCAGGCGCACCAUGGCCUGGGGGCGGGUAAGAAAUUCUUCUCAAGCAUACGCCACAAAAUCGAGGAUAAUCUAACACCCAAGCUGAGYGGCAAACUCUACUACAAGGGCAGCAAGCACACACGCUCGAUGAGCGCCCUCAGUCUGGUGGACAAUGGCGGCUGUGUGGUUGGCAAGUAUACGCCGAAGCCGAUAGUGGCACCAUCGGAGGCUCCGGAAAGUAGCCCAUUGAUGACGCUGAGCAGCAGCAGUGUGUGCAGCUUUGUGGACAGCGACGACGAGGGCCAGAUGAGCCUGAGCCUGAAUCUCACACAGCAAUCGCUGGAGGACGAGAUCUUUGCGGAGCUUGAGAAAGUCGCGCACGACGAGAGCAAACUGAACGAGGUGCUGCAGAGUUUCGAUCAAAUAUUGCAGGAGUAUCCGCCGGUGGAGGAGGAGCAAGGAGUGCAGUUCGAGCAAACGCUGCCGGUGCCGGUGGUGGUGGCGUUGCCGAUGCCGCUGCCCCCACCGCCUGCUCAGUUCUGCGAUCGACAGCUGCUGUCGAAAUCGCACAGUACCCUGAGCAUCGCCUCGAGCAGGAGACAAAUCUAUCAGACGCCCGAGUUGGCCAAUUCGAUGCUGUUGCGCCGCAGCGACUCCAGAUCGAAUCAGCGCUACAAUUCGCUCUGCGACAUUAGCCAGCUGAGUGGCAGUCGGAUACCCAUAUCGAAGCACUCGAGCCUGCGCUGCCUGGAGAAGAGCAGCCAGGCCGGCAGCAAAGUGCAGCUGACGCCGCCCCAACCACAGAAGCAGCAACGUACCCGGUCCAUGCUGACGCUGAACAGCCGCAGCUGCAGCAGAGCCAGCCAGGCGGCAGCCAAAGUGAAGCCACAGMCAAUGCCUGUGUCUGUAAUARCGCCCAAGCGAGCCAACUCGACGCUGGAGCGUCGCCAGUUGGCGGCCAAACCGCCGAGGCGGGCCAACUCAACGCUGAAAGCUGUGGCCAGCCGAUCGCCCAAUGCGCACACAGAUGAGCUGCUGGUAAAGUGCCUGGCCAAGGGUCAUGACCUGCUGCGUCAGGUGGAGAGCAUCAGUGCUGGCAAACCGCGGCCCAGUCGCGGCGUUAACAAGGAGCACACACAGCUGAUGCGGCACAAAAAGAAACAGCAGCUGCACUACGCCAACGAAGAGAAAGUGGGCAAGCCCAAGCUAGAAUCGUGCAAGAUAAUACCGCCCAAGCUGGGCGAGACCUCGGACAAAAACCACGAACUGCUGGUCAAAGUGGUGCAACAGCCGCCGCCGCCGAAACCCAUAAAAACUGUUGAACACAACUCGAACUGCGACUCGGACGACUCUGGCCACAUAAGCAACACGGUUCUGUCAUCCACGAGCAAUUCGACUGGAAGUCUGUGCGAAUGCGAGGGCGAUGACGAAGACGUUGAGCCAGAGCCACCGCAGAGCUGCUGUAGGCCCAACAAAAUUGCGCAGCUAUUGCAAAAAUUCGAGGCGAAGUCGCAGUGCCAGACGGACAGCGGGCAUAAUAUGAAUGCGAUUACAACGACGACGACGAAGGUGGCGCAGGUGCGGGCGGUGCGCUGCAUACAAACACAGGUGGAGAUCUAUCCCACCUAUAUGAAAGAGGUAACUAUGCAGCUGCACUAGCCAGCGAGUCCCCAGCAAUAAUGGUGUCCUACCAUAUCUAAAUUUAAAUUAUCUAUUAGAACUAUUUCUUAACUAUUAACUGGAAUAAAUACUGUUUAAAAACAAAAACCUCUACCGCUUAUCUUCUGUUCUCUAUUCAACUUUAACACUUGGUUUCGGUUACUUUGUUGCCUUUGUUUUUAGUACUUUUCUUGUAGCUCGUCUCACCUCAAUCCCCACCACCUCAUCUCGAUCGUAAAACCCGCAUAUACAAAUACAAAAUACACACAAACACACAGAAAUACACACACCCAUUUUCCCGGUUAGUCGCAAUUUCACAUUGGUUUACUUUCAUUUUUGAUCUACGUGCGCUGCAUAAUUAAAAAUUUCGAAAUAGUUUCUCGAAAAACGUCGCAAAUUCAGAGACACAUAGUUGACACACCUUGGCAAGGUGCGUCCGAUUCCGAACC